GGUGCUCAUACUUGUCGUGGGUGUUAUCUGUUGAUUGAACGGUAAGUGUUUUGAGCAUAAUAAAUGCUUUUCCCCUUUGAUGCUAGAUCAUCAAAAUUUCAUGGGAUUUGUACAUUGUUUCUUUUGAAAAUGCCUGCACUUCAAUGAGCUCUGUACAUUGUUUAUUUGAAAAAUCAUGCAGGAUGGAAACAUAGUUUGCAAAUCAUAUCGGGAAACGAUGGAGCUGAUAGCAAAUUUAGAGCAGUCUCAUGUUACAGAAGGUUUAACCCCAGCAAAUUUAAAGUAUGUGGAACGAGUUUUUCAGGAUGCUGUUGGAGACAAACAAGAAAUCGAUUUGGAACGCUUCAAGAAAAUUGUCCAGUCUAAAAAUAUGUUUUUUGUGGAACGUAUAUUUAAUGUUUUCGAUACCGAUAAGUCUGGAUCCGUGUCGCUGGAGGAGUUUAUGCGUGUCAUGCGUUGCUUCUCGCAACAGAGCCCAGUAGAAAAGUUGCGCUACUUGUUCGACGUUUAUGACUUGAAUAGUGAUGGUACUAUUCAGUUCAGCGAGCUGAGGAAUGUGAUCAGCGAGUGCAUGAAAGAAAAUGGUUUGACCUUCGAAGAGACUGAAAUCGAUGAGCUGACUCGUAUGCUGUUCGAAGAUGCGGACACGGACGGCAGUGGAACGAUUACUUUCAAUGAAUUCAAGAACCAAUUACAGAGACAUCCCGCCUUCAUGGAAAAUCUCACACUCAGUAUAGAGAGAAGUCUUUUACCUCCAAUGGAAGCUCCUAAAAAACAUCAGUGGUUGAAGCAUUUAAAUCAUCGAAAAGUAACAUGGAAAAGAAUACGGAAUAACUGGACCAGUGUGGUAUACUUAUGGCUAUACUUCUUUGUCAAUCUCGCUAUUUUUGGUUCCAGGGCUUAUCAGUAUUCAGACCAUAACGCAUUUGUGAUAAUAGCUCGAGCAUGUGGGCAGUGUUUGAAUUUCAAUUGCGCCUUCAUCGUAAUAUUGGUUCUACGACAAACAUUAACGUGGCUACGAACGCAUGGAUUUUCCCAAUAUUUUCCUAUUGAUCAACACUUGUAUUACCACAAACUUACAGGAUGGGUGAUUUUCUUCUAUAGUUGGCUUCAUACAAUUAUGCAUAUUGCGAAUUUCGCUGAAAUGUCUGAAGAAGACGAUACUCCCGAUUUGAUUGAAUAUCUUACUUCAACGAAUUUAGGCAUUGGAUGGGUAAACGGCGUAGCAUGCCUCACAGGAUGGGUUCUUCUAGUGAUGCUUACUGUCAUGGUUGUCUCUGCAAUGCCUUUUGUCCGGAGGAAUGGAAAAUUCGAAGUGUUCUAUUAUCUACAUCUGUUAUCGUUUUUCUUCUGGAUAUGCUUGAUUCUUCAUGGUCCAAGCUUCUGGAUGUGGUUCUUAGGACCUGCUGUCUUGUUUAGUAUUGAAAUUGCUAUUCGUAUCAACAGAAAUCUUUCAAGUGGAAAAACUGCUUAUGUCAAGCAAGGAGUUUUGCUACCAUCUAAGGUAACUCAUCUUGUAAUCAAGAGACCUCCAAAGUUUGAUUUUAGGCCUGGUGAUUAUGUUUACAUUAAUAUACCUGCUAUAGCUAAGUUUGAAUGGCAUCCUUUUACAAUAAGCAGUGCUCCUGAACUUGAUGACGUCAUCUGGCUGCACAUCAGAGGUGUUGGUGAAUGGACUAACAGUUUAUAUAGUUAUUUUCAGCGAGAAGAUAAAGAAGCGAUUUUGAGCGAUGAACUUGCUCAAAACCUUGUCCAUCAUUCCCCUCAAAAAGAUGAUAAACAAGCACAAACAAAUGAAUGUUUACUUUCGGUUGAAGCCGAUAAUCCCUCAAACCUGAAGCUUGCAAAAGCUAUUCCUGUCACAUCUGUUGGUGGUAAAGACAGCCCAGAUGACACAUUCGUAUUUAAGUCUACUUCAUCAGCAGUCGGUCCAAAUGAAGCUACAGCUUCAAAAGCUCCUGGAAACUGUACUUAUCUUAAUGUUGUUGACGAUAAAAGCUAUACGAACUCUUCAUUUUGCUCGGAUGAAAGCGUGAAUGAUACAGUUAUAAAACUAGACUCUCUUGAUACAACAUAUAAUGUCGAUUUAAAGGUAAACAGGGGAAGUUCUCUGAAUGAACGUUCUGGAUCUCCAAGUAUUUGGCAAAGAAUUUCCUUGCGUUCAACUUCUGCUAGUCAAGCCAAACGAAUAAAUAAGGAGAACAUUCGUUCUACAGUAGCAGUUCAGGACAAAAAUACCUUAAAACUAGAAAAUUCACAUCAAUCCAGAUUAUCCUGGAAAAAGUCUCCGAAAGAAAAAAGAAAAUCUGUCCGUAUUUCUGUAGCAAAGAGAGGGUUGAGACGUUGUCAGACCGUCAUUGUCAUGCCAACAGUUGGUGACGACGAAGAUUAUGAAGAACUGAAGAAUGAAGAGGAUGAGGAUUACUUGGAAAACGAUGAUGUUAAGGAUCUGAAACGAGAAGAAGAAAAUAUUGUGAUAACUCAAAAAUCUUUAAAGAUAUUCUUAGAUGGACCAUAUGGAUCUCCUACUCGUCAUAUAUUUCAAGCCCGGCAUGCAGUUUUGAUAGCCACUGGCAUUGGAGUAACACCUUUUGCCAGCAUCCUCCAGAGUAUAAUGUGUCAGUAUAAGAAAUCCAAACACACUUGCCCAAAAUGCAGCCAUAAAUGGUCUGAUCCCAUACCAGUAUCCAACAUUCACCUUAAAAAGGUGGACUUCUUUUGGCUUAACAGGCACCAACGUGCCUUUGAAUGGUUCGUAAAUUUAUUGAGUGAGUUAGAAGUUGAGCAGGCUCAAUUAGAAGAAAGGGACCGCUUCUUAGACAUUCACAUGUACAUAACUUCAGCUCUCCGCAGGACAGAUAUGAAAGCUGUUGGCCUACAAAUGGCGUUAGAUCUACUCUACAAAAAAGAAAAAAGGUGCCUCAUAACAGGACUCAAAAGUCGAACACAACCAGGAAGACCAGACUGGAAUAAAGUUUUCACCGAAAUAGCCAAACAGAGAAAAGGAAAAGUUACAGUAUUCUUUUGUGGACCAAAUGAGUUGGCGAAAGUCUUAUCAGCCAAAUGUGAUGAAUUUAAAUUCCGAUUUAGAAAGGAGAUAUUUUAAAUAUUUUAAACUCGAGCUUUUAUUUUUAUACUUCUUAAAUAUCUUUUUUUAUUUUCUAAAUGCGUUUGUCUUAUCUGUAAACUAUAUUUUUGUUAUUAAACUUGUACCUCUAAGAAUUGUGUAUUCUACGUAAUUAUUCGUUCUGGGAAAUAACUGAAAAAAGUUUUUUUAUAUGUAUACUAUACGUAGUUCU
Molecule: messenger RNA, 3299 nt
Organism: Stegodyphus dumicola
Lineage: Eukaryota; Metazoa; Arthropoda; Arachnida; Araneae; Eresidae
Gene: Nox
Product: NADPH oxidase
Biological process (GO): defense response; superoxide anion generation
Cellular component (GO): NADPH oxidase complex; plasma membrane
Molecular function (GO): calcium ion binding; superoxide-generating NAD(P)H oxidase activity
Source: RefSeq, a predicted model, not a curated record